Messenger RNA from Knipowitschia caucasica, 804 nucleotides. The record is from the annotation of a GenBank genome assembly. NCBI's taxonomy places the organism in Eukaryota, Metazoa, Chordata, Actinopteri, Gobiiformes, Gobiidae.
AUGACCGGACCCAUGACCGGACCCAUGACCGGACCCAUGACCGGACCCAUGACCGGACCCAUGACCGGACCCAUGACCGGACCCAUGACCGGACCCAUGACCGGACCCAUGACCGGACCCAUGACCGGACCCAUGACCGGACCCAUGACCGGACCCAUGACCGGACCCAUGACCGGACCCAUGACCGGACCCAUGACCGGACCCAUGACCGGACCCAUGACCGGACCCAUGACCGGACCCAUGACCGGACCCAUGACCGGACCCAUGACCGGACCCAUGACCGGACCCAUGACCGGACCCAUGACCGGACCCAUGACCGGACCCAUGACCGGACCCAUGACCGGACCCAUGACCGGACCCAUGACCGGACCCAUGACCGGACCCAUGACCGGACCCAUGACCGGACCCAUGACCGGACCCAUGACCGGACCCAUGACCGGACCCAUGACCGGACCCAUGACCGGACCCAUGACCGGACCCAUGACCGGACCCAGGACCGGACCCAGGACCGGACCCAGGACCGGACCCAGGACCGGACCCAGGACCGGACCCAGGACCGGACCCAGGACCGGACCCAGGACCGGACCCAGGACCGGACCCAGGACCGGACCCAGGACCGGACCCAGGACCGGACCCAGGACCGGACCCAGGACCGGACCCAGGACCGGACCCAGGACCGGACCCAGGACCGGACCCAGGACCGGACCCAGGACCGGACCCAGGACCGGACCCAGGACCGGACCCAGGACCGGACUACACACUGUAAAAACACAAAACUAUAAUGCGCCUUAUGGAAACCAGUGA